This is a messenger RNA of Dufourea novaeangliae, 1931 nucleotides long. Its product is annotated as prion-like-(Q/N-rich) domain-bearing protein 25. The record is from RefSeq and is a predicted model, not a curated record. NCBI's taxonomy places the organism in Eukaryota, Metazoa, Arthropoda, Insecta, Hymenoptera, Halictidae. The transcript has 9 exons. The coding region runs from base 659 to 1702 and encodes 347 amino acids.
CCUCGUUUAGAAGGUUUUCUGGGAUUUUCCAUAGAGGAUCGUUACUCGACAGAUGCUUACGAUCGAAGUCCGUUGAACGCUUACGCGACGAGAAUUCGCGUGAAAUUUUCUAUAAGUAAUUAUUGUCUCUAAAAUCGUUGUCGAAGGAAUUAGCUGGCGUCGACUUUUGCGCAAGAUUUCGACAGAUAGACAGAUCGGCCGAGGGGCAGAAUACAUAAUUCCCGAAGAGGUAAUUGUACGACGCGACGAUAGAACCGCAUACUUAUUCGAUAAUAAUCGGUCGAAUAGUUCCGUAACGAGGAAAAUCGACGAACGGAUAGACGCGAAUGGCGAGCGCGCGACUGGUGUGUACGUAUAAGUAGGCCCGUCGACGGACCUGACGCGAUGUCUGACAAUAGACCGGGGCUUCGCCGCGGUGACGAGGAGCACGCAGUAGCGUUGUGUAACGCGGACAGUAAACACGGAAGAUCGUAAAGAAACGCGGAGAAGGAGGAGUCGUUGCGUCGGAGGCCUGGCCGAACGAGCCCGGACGAACGAGGGAACGAGGGAACGUACGAUCGUCCUCGGGAUCGGGAUCCACGGGAAUGACGAAGUCUCGGGCCAGACCGAUGGAACAACAACCAGAAGAAGACGUUGUAUCAGCGGCGGCGGCGCGAGGAUGACGCCGACCAGGACGGUGGUCGGGUUAUCGAGGCUCCUCGUCCUCGUGCCUGUCACCGUCUGCGCGACCAUUUCCUACGUCCACCAGGAACUACCCCGUUGCCAGGAGCGAACGCCACCCCAUCAGACCUUGGCCAAGUGUCGAUACGACGACGACUGUAUGAAGAACGCUUACUGUUGGAAUCAAGAAGCCUGUUUGUGCAAAGACGAUUACAUCGUCUAUAAGAAUCGCACGCACGUGGAGUGCCUGAAGGUGGCGGCUGCCAUAGGAGACCCAUGCGAGGCGGAUGUACAGUGUCGCGUGACCUUUGCUCCCUACUCCGAGUGUCGACGAAAUAUCUGUCAGUGUUCCGACGGCUCUCAUUACGUCGAGGGAAGGUGUUACGAGUCUGUUGGUUUAGGACUCGCCUGUCAGACGAAUCGGAAUUGCUACAUCAAGGACAGUUACUGCGUGACAGGAUUCUGCGAGUGCACGUUGAAGUACCAUCCGAAUCCACGGAACGACGGUUGCAUACCGAGUAAAGAACUGGGGGACCAAUGCCUGAACGAUUACGAAUGCGUCGCGGAGAAUUCGAGAUGCAUCGACGUCUGCUCGUGCAGAGUGGAUCACGUGCUGUCGAGGGACGGUAAACGGUGUCUGAAAGCUGCCAAUUCCGUCGGAGAACCGUGUCAAGAGGACUCUCAGUGCCAGCUAUUCCUGAAAGACAGCAAAUGCGGUUCUAACGACAAGUGCGGCUGCCUCGAGUAUUUCCAUCAACGCGGUUCCGUGUGCAUCAAGGAUGUCGCAUUGAACGAACGAUGCGAGAACCACAAAGAGUGCAUCACCGACACGUACAGAGACUCGUAUUCGACCGAGGUGAUGAACGUCGAUUGCGUGGACGGCUUAUGCGCAUGCGCCAAGGAUUACACCGUGACCGAAAAGCUGCACGAUUGCAUCCGAUUCAGCGACAACGGUGCCGCAGCUGCAACACCUUGGACACAACUCUCCCGAAUUCUCGCGUUCGCGUUUCUAGCUAGCCUUUCGAUAUUUUGGACCCGCUAGCUCCAAAUUCGAUUGUAUCGCGAGGAUUUCGUAGUGGUAUUGAAAAAAAAAAGAAAAAUUCGUUCGAUUGUACAUACGUUGCUCUAGACGAGAAACACACUCGUUGCCAAAGAUGGACAUCCAUUAUCUCGACAGAUCAGUCAUUUUAACACGAUUACGUUCCGUGGUUCCGAGGUCAUUAUUGUAAUCAAAGUAUACGCUACACCCGUGGACCAGCGUAGAUACAAAA